AAAAAAAAAAACCAUUUCAGUGAAUUACUUCACCACCACUAUAACCGCAGAAGAGAAGAGUCAGCGAAGAUAGUUGCGGGGAUAUUGAAGGGUAAUUUCGUCCUUGGGUAGCUCAAAAAGCUGUACUACUCGUCAACGUUCUAAGUUUCGUACAAGUUUCAAAAGUUCAUAUAUGAUCCUCAUCAUCAAGUAUAAAUAUCAGACGAAAUUAUCCGCCAUAUUCCGCCCUAUCCAAAUCCAAUCAGCAUUGGACUAAUAUAAUAUCUUCUCUUCAUCUUUGCUAAACUAUAGGAAGCGUCAACGCUUCUUUGUCGAUCAAUCAACUGUACUUCCUCACCCCCUCGUCGGUGAGACUUUCCGGUAAUCUAGUGUGACUGAUUUCAUCAGCUUCAGUUUGUUCUCUGGAGGGAAGAGGAUUAGCCGCCAUGGAGAUGGACCAAGAAUUGGAGUGGCAAAAAGCUCAGGCGAUCCUGAUAAAUGUUGACCUUGUCCCUGCCGCAAGAAGGCAGCUUGACUUCCUCGCGGCUGUGGAUAGGAAUCGUGGGCUUUACGACGGCCCUGCUCUUGAUCUGGCUAUUUAUAGGUACAAUGUCUAUUGGCUUCCGUUGCUGGCUAAGCAUUCGGAUUCUCCAUUCUUUGAUGGACCCCUGGUUGCCCCUCUUGAUUGUGAAUGGGUUUGGCAUUGCCACAGACUCAAUCCUGUGAGGUACAAAUCUGACUGUGAACAACUCUAUGGAAUGAUUCUUGACAACCUUAAUGUUGUGUCCACUGUUGAAGGGAAGUCCAAGUCAGAAACUGAAAAUUUAUGGAAGACUCUGUACCCAGAUGUGCCAUAUGAGUUGGACUUUACCAAAACGGAUUUUAGCCCUCCCUCCACCCGGGCACCUGGAGCGGUGAAGUGCACCAAAUAUGAUCUGCUUUCUGCUGUUAAGAGGCAAUGCACUUUCUUCUAUCAGGUAGCAAGACCCCAUAUGAGCAAUGAGCAAUUCCUUGAAGGAGCAGUAGCUAGAUACAAAGGGUUUUUGCACCUAAUUAAGACAAACAGGGAAAAAUCAAUCAAGAGCUUUUGUGUUCCAACCUAUGACAUUGAUCUUAUGUGGCACACACACCAAUUGCAUCCAGCCACAUAUUGCAAAGACCUUUUGGAAUUAAUGGGCCGGGUUUUAGAACAUGAUGAUACAGAUUCAGACAGAACAAAGGGGAAGAAGUUGGAUACCGGGUUCUCUGGAACUACCAAGCAGUGGGAGGAGAUGUAUGGUAGAAGAUAUUGGAGAGCAGGAGCAAUGCACAAAGGCAAUGCCCCUUCUCCCAUUAGAACUAGUCCUUAUCCGUCUCUUGACAUAACAAAGAAGGAUUCUGAAUACACAGAGAACCAAAAAAUUGUUCACCUUCCUGAAACAAAAAUUGUAGAGGUAAUGUUGGAGUUUGUGGGUGUGAAAAACUUGCCAGAGGGGCACAAGGGAGGUCUGUUUGUCUCAUUUUCAAAGACCCAGCCUGACUCAAUCUUUAAUGCCAAAAGAAGUCUCACUAUCUUUUCAGAAUCUGGCGAGAAACAGGUUGCUUGUUUCAUAUGUGAACCUACCGGUGGUCUUACUUUUGAACUUAUGUGCCACCCAACGUCCAGUUUACAAGUAUCAAAGGCAUCCAAAACUUUAGGUUCUGGUUCUGUGUCUUUGGAAGAUUUGCUGUCUCCAGCAUCUAAUCUUACCAUGGAGAAAUGGUUGGAGAUCUUACCAAGUUCUAAAUCAAAGAGAUGCGAGCCGGUACGCUUACGGGUGGCCAUUUCAGUUACCAUUCCAACCAGUUCUCCUUAUGUUCUUCACAUGAUUCCUUCACGGCCAUUCUCGAAGAACUCAUGUUUCUUCCCUUUGCCGGGAAGUAUCCAUCUGUUGAAGAAUUGGACUUGCAUUAUUGACGAUAAUGGAGAUGAGAUCAUUAGACUUCAAAUGAGAGAUUCCAAGAAGUCAAAAAAAAGGAAUGAUGGCAUUUCAAGAAAAGAUGUGAUUGGCAUUGUUAAAUCUGGCCAAACAAAUGUUCUUGCUGAGUUCACAGGGACAGAGUGGUUGCUGGUUGGUUCCAGUUGGUCCUUCAAGCUUCCAGGAAUAGUUGAUAAAGAUGGCCACCUUUUCGAGCUGAUUGGUGAUCAUAGGGUUAAGUUCUUCCCUGGUAGAAGGCUGGAAUAUGAGCCGAAACACUGUGGGAUGCAAGGACACUGUGGGAUGCAGGGAAAUGAUGAGUUUAUGACAGGUGUUGAAUUCACUCCGGAUGAUCCCUAUGGCAAGGCAGUGGCAUUACUCAACUUCAAGUCGGGAACUAUUAAGGCUAAUCAAGAGUGGCUGUUGUAUCCUGUCCUUAUACUAGCAUUCAUUCUUGAUGAGAUACUAAAAAAACAAGGAUAUAACAGUGUCAUCACCUUCAACAAAACUUCAACAGAAAAUGAAUGUCCAGAUGAAGAAGUUCACAAAGCAGGCAUAAAAAUCAUUCCAACCUCUGUACCAGAAGAAAAAUCAGAUUUGCACGUCGCCAAAGGAAAUGCAGUAAUGCCUGUGAAAGGAGGGACCUGUGGCGGUGCCUGUAAUGGAAGUUGUGGCAGUAGAAGUUUGGAUGAAGUCAACGCGGGGGCGUGUAAAUCAAGCAGCACUGGUGUCAAGGGGGGAGGCUGCGGUGGUUCUGGUGGAUGUGGCAGUGACUGUGGCAAUCAAAACAGCAAGGAACACCAAGUUGAAGCUGGGGCUUGUGGAGGAGGCUGUGGUGGUUCUGGUGGUUGUGGCAAUCACAUCAGCAAUGAUAACAGCCUUAAAGCUAGUGCCUGUGGAGGAGGCUGUGGUGGUUCUGGAGGUUGUGGCAAUCACAUCACCAGUGCCGGUGCUUGUGGAGGAGGCUGUGGUGGUUCUGGUGGUUGUGGAAAUCACAUCAUUAGCAAAGCUGGAGCCUGUGGGGGAGGCUGUGGUGGUUCUGGGGGAUGUGGCAAUCACAUCAUCAAUGAUAACAGCCUUAAAGCUAGUGCCUGUGGAGGAGGCUGUGGUGGUUCUGGUGGUUGUGGCAAUCACGUCACCAGUGCCGGUGCUUGUGGAGGAGGCUGUGGUGGUUCUGGUGGUUGUGGGAAUCACAUCAGUAGCAAAGCUGGAGCCUGUGGGGGAGGCUGUGGUGGUUCUGGGGGAUGUGGCAAUCACACCAGCAAUUACAGUCUUGAAGCCAGCGCCUGCAAAGGGGGCUGUGGUGGUUCUGGUGGUUGUGGCAAUCACAUCAGCAAUGCCGGUGCUUGUGGGGGAGGCUGUGGUGGUUCUGGUGGCUGUGGAAACGGCAUCAACAGCAAACCCCACGUUGAAGCUGGAGCAUGUGGAGGAGGCUGUGGUGGUUCUGGUGGGUGUGGGAAUCAUCAGUAA
This is a messenger RNA of Oldenlandia corymbosa var. corymbosa, 3386 nucleotides long. The record is from the annotation of a GenBank genome assembly. Lineage: Eukaryota; Viridiplantae; Streptophyta; Magnoliopsida; Gentianales; Rubiaceae.